CGAUUGGUUCUCAUUCUUGUAUUUGGCCAAUCACGUUUGACGGUUCCAUCGUUUAACCAAUAGGAAAAUAAACGUGUCUUCUUUAAAUGUCCAAGUGCAAAAGGUGCGGACAACACAAACAGACCUUUGACGUUUUAGGUUAUGUUGGAUCAGAGUUAGGUUAGGUUGGACGAAGUUGAAUUCUUCAACACAGAAUUGGCGAUUAUGUUUUCGCUGUAAAGUAAUACGAAGUGCACGAAGAUAUGUUGUCGUUGAAACGUGGACUCGAGGCGAGCCUCGCGCAAAGUUUGCCGAAAGCGUCGAGGCUACUCGCGGCGUACUCCUCCUCGGAGACGAGCGGGUCGGAACAAUUUCGAGUACUGGAACUCUAUCCGGGGUACAAGAAGGUAGCGCAGCAGAAGCGUAAGUCGCAACGGAUCAAUGUCCCACCGCCCAGGACGAAGGAGAUGCCCGUCGACCAGGACUGGCCAUCGGUCUGGCCGGGCGCGCGAACCUUCCACCCGGCCACAGUGCCGCUCCCGUUGCGCCAGGGGUACGUGGAGAAGGGCACGCCGCCUGACAAGUACGCCAACGCCGAGCUCUUGAAGAUACCCAACUUCCUGCAUCUCACCCCGCCGGCGAUACGACGGCAUUGCGAGGCGCUGAAGCGAUUCUGCACCGAGUGGCCCGCCGGUCUGGAGACCGAGGAGAAAUGCGCGAGACACUUCCCCGUUGAGCUCAUCACGUCCGACUACUGCUACUCCUCGCCCACCAUAAGGGAUCCGCUCGCUCGGAUCGUGAGUCUGCGAGUGAGGCUGUCCUCUCUUCACUUGGAUACCCAUGCCAAGGACAAGCUGCUGCGAUUACUGGGAAACAAGUACAAUUCGGAAACCGAUGUGAUAACAAUCACGGCUGAUAGAUGUCCGACCAGAAAGCAAAACUUGGAAUACGCACGGUACCUCCUCACGGCGGUGUAUCACGAAUCUUGGAGGGUAGAACCGUGGGAGGCCGAGAAGUCGCUGGCGGACAUGGAGUACUUUGACUGGGACACCAGCCAGAGCCGUACGAGCCUAGUGACGCUGUACAAGUGGCCGGAACCGCCGACCGAUUAUGACUACGAGACCAUUCCGCACGCAACGGAAUACAAAAUUGCCGUUUCAGAUCUUAUAAACAACGGCGAGGAUCAAUAUUCGGUCAACAAGUACAAGGAAGCUGUUAAAAAUUUGUUAAAUCUUAAAUGCGAUAAUAAAGUUGAAUCUUGAGUAUAAAAUUGAA
Molecule: messenger RNA, 1254 nt
Organism: Temnothorax curvispinosus
Lineage: Eukaryota; Metazoa; Arthropoda; Insecta; Hymenoptera; Formicidae
Gene: mRpS35
Product: 28S ribosomal protein S35, mitochondrial
Exons: 3
Coding region: 243-1241 (332 amino acids)
Biological process (GO): mitochondrial translation
Cellular component (GO): mitochondrial small ribosomal subunit
Molecular function (GO): structural constituent of ribosome
Source: RefSeq, a predicted model, not a curated record